Molecule: messenger RNA, 2223 nt
Organism: Numida meleagris (helmeted guineafowl)
Lineage: Eukaryota; Metazoa; Chordata; Aves; Galliformes; Numididae
Gene: NQO2
Product: N-ribosyldihydronicotinamide:quinone reductase 2
Exons: 6
Coding region: 933-1625 (230 amino acids)
Cellular component (GO): cytosol
Molecular function (GO): NAD(P)H dehydrogenase (quinone) activity
Source: RefSeq, a predicted model, not a curated record
CCCAUAACCAAGGCAGCAGGUGAAAAAUGCCGGUGACACAAGGUUUGCACAGAGGUUUUCUCGUUGCAGGAGGACGCGGGUAGCUCUGUCAUUUAUUGAUCAGUGCUUUGGGCCCAGUCACUUGGUUUUCACCUCAGAUUCUCCAUUUGGAAACCCCAAAGAAUCGUUCUCACCCCUCUACACAUGAGGAGUCGCACCAAAGGUUUGGAGGAGACGUGGGUGGACCUAUCAACGAGCAUCGCCUUUUACAACGGAACACGAGCGAGCAUGUGAUCCACCCCAUACCUGUACACACAGACAUAACGGUAAUGACAGCGCGUAGCAUAACGAACGCCUCCAGCGGCAGCAGCAGCCACAGCCCCGGGCCGCUGCCCGCCCCGCAUAGGGCCCGGCCCUCCGGAAGGCAUUGGGAGGGCAGCGAGCAGCUCGGCUCGGCUCCGCACCGCCCGGCAGCCCGUCCCAGCGCAGAGAGGCCGCGGGGCGCCGGGCCGGCCGCAGGGACGUGCCGGGGCUGCCUGGCCCCGCUGCAGGUACAGCACAGCGGGGAGAACUGCGGGACCGCGAGCUCCGGGCCGGUCAUCACCGUCCCGAGAUCUGCGCUGCAGCGGGGCCGGGGGAGCGGCGAGUGGGUCUGAAACCGGGUUUGAAAAGGAGGCAGGAAGAAAGGCCGAAACGAAAGCAGGAUUCUCUGCCAAACGUGGGGCGAGGUGGGAUGUGAGAAGUCCGUUCUCUCACAGCGCUCUGCCCGCUCGGCAGAACUCACAAAGACCGUGCUUGCGGGCCUCCCGCCCUGCUCCUGGAGACAAGGAUCGUACAGGGCAGAGAUCUUGCGUGCACCUCUUCGUGGUGUUUCUCACGUAGACAAACAGGCCAUUUGAGCUUACAGGCCGUACUGGAUUCUCAGGACAGGACCUUCCAAGCGCUCCUGGAAAAUGGCAGGGAGAAAAGUCCUGAUAGUCUACGCUCAUCAAGAGCCUAACUCUUUUAAUGGAUCUUUGAUGACAGUUGCUGUGGAAGAAUUGAGCAAACAGGGCUGCAGUGUCACAGUGUCUGAUUUAUAUGCAAUGCAUUUUGAGCCCCGGGCAACAAGAAAUGACAUUGUCGGUUGCUUGCAAAACUCAGAUGAGUUCAAUUACGGAGUGGAGAUGUCGGAAGCUUACAAGAGAGGAUGUUUGUCCAAUGAUUUGAUCGAAGAGCAAAAGAAGGUGCAGGAAGCAGACUUACUGAUUUUUCAGUUUCCCUUGUACUGGUUCAGCAUGCCAGCAAUCAUGAAGGGCUGGAUGGACAGAGUCUUGGUCCAAGGAUUUGCUCACGAUUUUCCAAACUGUUAUGAUUCUGGUUUGCUUAAGAACAAAUUAGCUAUGUUUUCUUUCACCACUGGGGGCAGCGAAGAGAUGUACACAAAAGGAAGUAUCAAUGGUGAUAUCCGCUAUCUCCUGUGGCCCAUGCAGCAUGGCAUCAUGCACUUUUGUGGUGUCAAAGUCCUUGAGCCUCACAUCUGCUUUGCUCCGGAAUAUGUCUCUGAGGAAAAAAGGAAGGAGAUGCUUGUUGCCUGGGCACAGCGUUUGAAGACUCUUUGGAAGGAAGAACCCAUAAACUGCUCUCCUGAGUGGUAUUUUAAGUAAUGUUCAAGCACAAGACUACAGAUAUUUUUUCCAUUCUUUUUGGUGCUUUGUUUCAAUAUCAGAAUGUUAUCUUCAGAAUUCACAUGCAUUAUAGGUAUCUUGAAUACUACAGCCGGCAGCUUAGCUGACAAUAAAGCAUUUGUCUUUAUUGAUUUCUGAGGAAUUCUCUUCAGUGAUGGGUGCACAGCCCUUUGUGAAGAACUAACCUUGCCCAUAUAAAUAGUGACAUUCUGCCUGCACGUGGUUAGUAACUCAAGUGUUAUUUAAUUGCAAAUUAUACCAUUAUUGCUUAUGAAACAGUAAAGUACGUUGCCAAUUUUAUUUCAACACUCUUUGUACCAACUGCCUCUUUUUUCUUUUUUUUUUAUUGGCCAGGAAAUACGCUCAGUCUCAUUGUGGGCAAACCUGUUUUUUCAAAUGAAAGAUCUACACUUGUGCCUUUGAGCUAUAAAGCUAGAUUGUGGAUAACACAAAAGGAUGUACAGUUGCACAGUGACUCAAAGCCCUUAAAUUAUACAAGCAAGUGACAAUUUUGCCUUGGUUCAAUAACUCUUGUGUAUGAAAGUCAAUGAGAAUAAAGUGGAAAAUGUCAUAUGCA